GGAAAGUCUAGCUUUUGCCAAGCAAUUUCUAAUAGUAUAAAAUCCAUCUGAAGACAAAACGAAAACGAAACAGUAUUUCACUUUUUGCUAGGCCUACUCCAGUAUCAUGUCUUGCUUGUUUCUGAGACGUUGGCUCACUGCCAACGUCUGUAUAUGUAUCCUGUUCGUUUCGGGCAUCUGCAGGGCCAUUCCUCACCAUACUAACAUGAAUGAAGGCGAUACUGACAUGAAAGAUAUCCUUGGAUCAGGAGACGACCCUUCUUUGAAGCAGGACAAUAUUAUCAGCAACACCGGGCGAGACUUGUUGAAGAUGGCACAAACAGACACCGACAGUAUUGGCGGAGGAUUACAGUGCGGCACCACAAGGAUCGUGGGAGGGCAUGUUACCGAGGCGCACUGGCCGUGGCAAGCCGAGCUUUACGUCAAGAAGACGGGGCGUCAUCUGUGCGGAGGCACGCUAAUCGGCAGGGAACACGUACUGACUGCCGCUCAUUGUUUCGAUUCAUAUGACACGGCCGAAGUCAUGGUUCGCUUGGGCAGCCGCAGCCGCACCCUCGAGGAGUCCAGUGUGCAGACGUAUCCCAUCGCGUGCUCACACGGGCACAAACGGUACAGGAGAGAGACAAACUACGACUACGACAUCGUGCUCCUGAAGCUAAAGACGGCUGCAGCGGAGGCUACUCCAGCGCGUGGUGUCCAACUCACCGAGCACGUGGCACCGGCGUGUUUGCCAAUUCGACGAGAAUUUGGCGCGGAUGCAAAAUGUGUGGUCACCGGUUGGGGAUAUACGAGUUUUAGGAGUCUUCUACUUGGCAGGCUUCCAUCGGAGCUAAGAGAAGCAACGGUGCCCCUCAUCAGCGCCAAAACGUGCCGGAACGCCUACGGAUUCACCCUCACCAGCAGAAUGGUAUGCGCCGGCCACAUGCACGGCGAACGGCGGCCGGACACGUGCAAAGGCGACAGCGGGGGUCCGCUUGUCUGCCAAUCACAGGACGGGAGGUGGAAACUCUGGGGCGUGACGUCAUGGGGCGGGAACCAGUUCUGCAGCCAAUCGCCGACCGAUCCGGCACCAGGGGUUUACACCAGGGUGGACAAGUUUGUGAAUUGGAUCGAGAAAAAGAUGUCGGCAAAACGAUGUUUCAAAUGAUUAGAACAGCCAGUAAUAAUAUUGUAUUAUUUAUGACAUUAUAGAACAAGUAUUUAUUGCAUUUUUAAUUCGGGCAAUAAAUUUUGCUUAAU
Messenger RNA from Patiria miniata (bat star), 1239 nucleotides. Its product is annotated as kallikrein-14-like. The transcript is spliced from 5 exons. Gene Ontology annotation, biological process: proteolysis. Gene Ontology annotation, molecular function: serine-type endopeptidase activity. The record is from RefSeq and is a predicted model, not a curated record. Bases 107 to 1147 code for a protein of 346 amino acids. NCBI's taxonomy places the organism in Eukaryota, Metazoa, Echinodermata, Asteroidea, Valvatida, Asterinidae.